Molecule: messenger RNA, 1053 nt
Organism: Uncinocarpus reesii 1704
Lineage: Eukaryota; Fungi; Ascomycota; Eurotiomycetes; Onygenales; Onygenaceae
Exons: 4
Coding region: 1-1053 (350 amino acids)
Biological process (GO): cytoplasmic translation
Cellular component (GO): cytosol
Molecular function (GO): mRNA binding; metal ion binding
Source: RefSeq, a predicted model, not a curated record
AUGCCGCCAAAGAAACCUGAGCAGCCGAAGAAGAAGAAGGCUACAGUGGAGGACAAGACUUUUGGUAUGAAGAAUAAAAAAGGAGGCACAGCCAAACGACAGAUAGCACAGCUCCAGGCACAAGCCCAUUCAAACAAGAGUGCAGAUCAAAAGCGAAAAGAUGCCGAGAAAGAGAGACGAGAGAAGGAGAAGGCAGCCGCAGAACAGGCGAAACGAGAGGCAGCAGAGCUCUUCAAGCCGGUCCAGGUUCAAAAGGUCCCGUUUGGAGUCGACCCAAAGACUGUCUUGUGCGUGUUCUUCAAGAAGGGAUCCUGUGAAAAAGGGAAAAAAUGCAAGUUUAGUCACGAUCCUGCGGUUGAGCGGAAAGCACAAAAGAAGGACUUGUAUUCAGAUUCCCGGGAUAACGAAAACGAAAAGCAGAAUGAUACGAUGGACAACUGGGACGAAGAAAAGUUACGGACCGUUGUUUUGAGCAAACAUGGCAACCCGAAGACGACGACAGACAAGGUCUGCAAGUACUUUAUCGAAGCUGUGGAGAAUCAGAAAUACGGCUGGUUUUGGGCAUGUCCGAACGGAGGAGAUAAAUGCAUGUACAAACACAGUCUUCCACCAGGCUUCAUAUUGAAGACAAAAGAACAAAAAGCUGCCGAAAAGGCCCUUUUGGACAAAUCCCCCCUCAAAACGCUCACCUUGGAAGAGUUCCUCGAAUCCGAACGUCACAAGCUCACCGGCACACUUACUCCUGUCACCGAGGAAUCGUUUGCCAAGUGGAAGCGAGAGCGACUGGACAAGAAAGCUGCAGAAGAAGAGGCGCGUAAAGCCAAAGAAGCCACAGGCCGUGCCAUGUUCGAAAGCGGUAACUGGCAGGAUUCAGAAGAUGAGGAAAGUGAAGAGGAGAGCGACGAUGAGGGACAGGAUUCAUGGAAUCUGGAAGCUAUGCGAAAAGAGACGGAGAAUUUGCGGGAUCAGUCAGAACAAGAUCGCCUUGCGAAGCUCUCGGGAGGACAGUCGCUCAGCAACGGGAAUGAUCCAGGUUCAACAUCUGUGGGAUAA